Ruditapes philippinarum (Manila clam) is the source of this 821-nucleotide messenger RNA. RefSeq names its product actin, cytoskeletal 3-like. The record is from RefSeq and is a predicted model, not a curated record. The coding region runs from base 25 to 819 and encodes 264 amino acids. The transcript is spliced from 5 exons. Lineage: Eukaryota; Metazoa; Mollusca; Bivalvia; Venerida; Veneridae.
UUAUUUAUUUCUUAAUUUCAGAUUAUGUUUGAAACAUUUAAUACACCUGCCUUUUAUGUAUCUAUCCAAGCUGUACUCUCACUGGUCGCCUCUGGUCGGACUACAGGGGUUGUGUUCGACUCCGGUGAUGGCGUUUCACAUGUUGUGCCGAUACAUGAAGGCUAUGCCUUACCACAUGCCAUCAAGAGCGCCGGCCUUGCAGGUAGAGAGAAAACGAACUUCGUGUCAGAGGUGAUACGACUUAGCCAGCAGCAGCAGGCUUCUACUUUUGUUAUAUUAAUUCUAUUAAAUUAUGUUUUAGCUGAGAUGGAGAUUGUUAGAGACAUAAAGGAAAAGCUGGCAUAUGCCGCUUUAGAUUUUGAACAGGAAAUGAAUACGUCUGCAAAUUCUUCACAGAUUGAAAAAUCGUAUGAACUACCCGAUGGUCAAGUUGUAACCAUUGGUAACGAAAGAUUCCGGUGUGUAGAGAGUAUGUUCCAGCCAUCAUUCUUAGGACUAGAACAGCCAGGUAUCAGUGAACUUGUGUACAACUCUGUUAUGAUGUCAGACAUUGACAUCAGGAAAGAUCUGUAUGCAAACUGUGUUCUGUCUGGAGGCUCAACCAUGUUUCCAGGAAUGGCUGACAGAAUGAAGAAAGAUUUAGACGCUCUUGUACCUUCCACGAUGAAAGUGAAGGUCAUUGCGCCACCAGAACGGAAGUACUCAGUGUGGAUUGGAGGCUCGAUUUUAGCGUCAUUAUCAACCUUCUCUCAGAUGUGGAUCAGCAAACAAGAAUAUGACGAGUGCGGACCUUCCAUUGUUCACCGGAAAUGUUUCUAAAA